Messenger RNA from Nerophis lumbriciformis (worm pipefish), 642 nucleotides. Lineage: Eukaryota; Metazoa; Chordata; Actinopteri; Syngnathiformes; Syngnathidae. The record is from RefSeq and is a predicted model, not a curated record.
AUGUGGCCGGAAGUGGAACGUCUUGCGGAAGAAGGAAUUUGUGCUUUUGCCUUUACCGCUGCUUACCCUUUUGUCGCACCUGCUGGAGGCAUCAAACCGCUUUAUGGCACCAACCCUAUGGGAUUCGCGUGGCCGCGACUUGAUUCCCCGCCGCUGGUUUUUGAUCAGGCUUCCUCGGCCAUGGCACGAGGAGAGAUCCAGAUCGCUGCGCGCGACGGCCAUUCGAUACCGGAAACUGCAGGUAUCGGUCCCGACGGUGAAACGACCACGGACCCCAAUGUUGUGCUCGAGGGUGCCCAGCUCGGCUUUGGCGGUUACAAAGGCGCCUCUCUCGCGCUUAUGGUAGAACUGCUUGCCGGUCCAUUGAUUGGCCAGUUCUUGAGCUCAGAGUCAUACCAGGAUGACAGCGGAGAAGGAAACCCGCCCAAAGGUGGUGAGCUGAUACUGGCGCUGGACCCUGCGAAAUUCGGUGACCCUGAAGGGUUUCUGGCCCAUGGCGAGAAGUUGUUUGCAGAUAUUCUGUCCCAGCCUGGCACGCGAUUGCCGGGCGCCAGGCGGUUUGAAAACAGAAAGCGCACUGUCACAGAAGGCAUUACGAUUCCGGAAAGUCUGCACCAGACAAUAUUAGAGCUAUUGCCCUGA